CCAACGAGAGCCAUUCGUCUGCCCCAGGCGCGUACGAUGGCCACUUCGACGCUUCCCUCGCACUCAUCGUCGACUAGGGGAGUCAAAAAUCUAGCUAGCUAGCAUCUGCGCCGAGCCGAUCGAGCACGCAAGCGAGAGGCCACGUCCGUGCACAGGCCUCCUCCCAGGCGCCAUGCUCCGCCUGCUCCCGCUCUCCCUCUCCGCCCAGUGCCGGAGCGGCGGCCCGCCGUCGCACCGCUGCUUCGUCGACGGCGGCUCGCCGUCCCAGAGAGCCGGGCCAGGGCUCCUCGCGAACAAAGGAGUUCGCGUUCGAGUCCGGAGGCGAGCGCUCCGCGGGGCAGACGUCCAGCCGGACACCCCGCCAUCGCGCAGGGACGGGGAUAAGCCGCUGCACGCGGAUGCCGAACAGGGGGAGGGCAGCGGCGUGGAGCUGCUGGACUCGAUAAAGAAGCUGCUGCUGGAGGACGCCGAGCCCGGGGAGGAGGAGCAGGGGCAGUUCCCCAAGCGCUGGGCCAUUGUCUUCCUCUGCUUCUCCGCCUUCCUCCUCUGCAACAUGGACCGCGUAAACAUGAGCAUUGCCAUCAUGCCCAUGUCCGCGGAGUACGGCUGGAACCCGCAAACCGUCGGCCUCAUCCAGUCGUCCUUCUUUUGGGGCUACCUCCUAACUCAGAUAGCAGGAGGGAUAUGGGCAGACAAAGUUGGGGGGAAGACUGUUCUUGGUUUCGGGGUGAUUUGGUGGUCAGUCGCCACAGCUCUUACGCCUGUGGCGGCAAAGCUAGGCUUGCCAUUUCUCCUUGUUGUGCGUGCUUUUAUGGGAAUUGGAGAGGGGGUUGCCAUGCCUGCAAUGAAUAAUAUACUUUCAAAAUGGGUUCCUGUAUCAGAGAGGAGCAGAUCAUUGGCUCUUGUAUAUAGUGGGAUGUACCUAGGGUCAGUGACAGGACUCGCAUUUUCGCCAUUCCUGAUAUACAAGUUUGGGUGGCCAUCAGUCUUCUAUUCCUUCGGCUCUCUCGGGACUGUCUGGUUCGCGACAUGGGCGGCCAAGGCUUAUAGUACUCCACUUGAGGAUCCGGGGAUUAGUGCUGAAGAAAAGAAGCUUAUCAUUAGUGAAACCACAUCAGGAGAGCCUGUUACAACAAUUCCAUGGGGAGUAAUAUUGUCAAAACCGCCUGUUUGGGCACUUAUAGCUUGCCACUUUUGCCAUAACUGGGGAACUUUUAUCUUGCUCACAUGGAUGCCUACGUACUACAACCAGGUUUUGAAAUUCAACCUCACGGAGUCCAGCCUUUUCUGCGUCCUUCCCUGGCUAACAAUGGCGAUUUCUGCAAAUGUUGGUGGUUGGAUUGCAGACACACUUGUUAGUAGAGGAACAUCAGUGACAACGGUUCGCAAGAUCAUGCAAUCAAUUGGUUUCUUAGGGCCAGCCUUUUUUCUCAGUCAACUGAGCCAUAUCGAUUCACCAGCACUGGCAGUUUUGUGCAUGGCUUGUAGCCAGGGAAGUGAUGCAUUUUCUCAGUCUGGUCUAUACUCCAAUCAUCAAGAUAUCGGUCCUCGAUACGCCGGUGUACUACUUGGUCUCUCCAACACAGCUGGGGUUCUAGCUGGUGUAUUUGGCACAGCAGCAACUGGAUACAUCUUGCAGCACGGUUCUUGGGACGAUGUCUUCAAAUUGUCUGUAACUCUUUAUCUUGUUGGAACUGUGAUAUGGAAUUUAUUUUCAACGGGCGAGAAAAUCAUUGAUUGAUAUGUAUAGCCCGCUUCUGGUUAACGACUCAUCCCUGCUAGUAGUAGAUACUGCCCUGGGUGGACACAAUUCAUUCUGCAUGCACUGCUCCAACUCCUGGGAGGAAAGAAAGAAGCAAACAACAGACUGCCAGAUCUAAUAUGUACCAGCAAGCAACAGCUGCACAUAAUUCAGGAUCUUAAUUUUGAAACGGAGCAUGAAUUGAGCACAGGAACGCGCAGCGGCCGGUUGUAUAGGGAUGUGUAGUGUGCGAGUGAUUAUAGGUAUCCUGUACAUAUUCUGUCAUACACGCAUAGUGUUUUUGACCUGUAAGCCUCUUUUCUUUUUCUUUUUGGAAUAACUCACUUCUGUGACAUAUCAUCAUAGUCUAGUUUUGUUUCCUGAUUAUUUCAGGAUCAUAAACAUGGAUGCACUGAACAUUUGAUGAGUAUUUAACACUCACUUUGAUCUAUACAACUUUUGUAGCAUGUAUGUUUAAAUGAGGAA
Molecule: messenger RNA, 2227 nt
Organism: Aegilops tauschii subsp. strangulata
Lineage: Eukaryota; Viridiplantae; Streptophyta; Magnoliopsida; Poales; Poaceae
Product: probable anion transporter 1, chloroplastic
Biological process (GO): transmembrane transport
Molecular function (GO): transmembrane transporter activity
Source: RefSeq, a predicted model, not a curated record